UCUUGCACCUCUCUAGGUCGUGAUCCACCAUCAUAUUACACCAACUCUUCCUCUCUAUAUAUUUUUUUCUCAUGCUAUGAUUUUUUCCCUACUUGUCUUGAAUGUAUAGAUUUGUCAGUGAAGAUCGAAGAUAGUAUCAUGGGGGACUCUGCUUCAUAUAUACACAUGGUGCAGCAUCUGAUAGAGAAGUGCCUGAUCUUCAACAUGACUAAAGAGGAGUGCAUGGAAGCCCUCUCUAAGCACGCAAAGAUCGAACCAGUCAUCACUUCCACCGUAUGGAAAGAAUUGGAGAAAGAGAACAAGGAAUUCUUUGAGUCCUACUCGCAAUCUCAGAGCAAAGAAGAUGACCGAAUGUCUGAAGCAGAGACGAGUGCAAUGAUUCAGAGGAUGAUAUCAGAUUCCUCACAAGAUUCCACAGACAAAUAAUUUACUCACGCAUAUGCAUAUCUAUAUAUAUAUAUAUAUAUGUAUAUACGAAAUGAUCAUAUACCUUUGCGUUUGGGUUGGCAUGCAUUUGGUUACCUGUGUUUGGUUGGGAGAUUAGAAAAGGGAUUUGGAUAGGGAUAGUGAAAGAAAAAAUGUGUGUGAAACUAGAUAUAUUUUAUUGACAUUUCAUUUAUAUUUUCCUUCUCUAUUUUCAAAUCCCUUCCUAAAUUCUCCAACUAAAUACAGCAUUAGUGUCCUUCCCAGCCAACCAAACUCAAUAGGACUCUCAUAUAGAUGCUAACAUAAUACUCUCCCUAUCUAGAUGAAUCUAAGGAUAGGGACUCUGCGGUCCUUACUCUCAGUUGAUUCAGACUCCGAGCUUGCAUUGCGAAUUGACAUGGUGGGCAGUGGUUGGAACACUGUGGAAUUGCAGAGGGAUCAUAUGAGUCUCAGAUCAGACUAAUCACCUGUAUGUAUCAUUUAUCUGUUUGUGUGUCGUUUGAAUAUUUUGGUUGUGUUGCUGUCCUGUUGCGCCUUUGAAGGAUCGCAUGCGAUGUAAGUGUUUUUGUUACUAUUAUUAAAGGAAGCAUGAAAGUGGGGGCUAUGUGUUUGUAGACGUCGUGAUCGUGCACUUUGAUAUUGUCAACAAUGCUAUGGAGUCGGAAAAAGUAGUCCAUCUAGUGGCCAGAAAAUGAAGUGUACUAAAUUUUAAUUUACAUUGUAUAUUUUAUUUUUUGGCUAUUUUUUGAGUUA
Camellia sinensis is the source of this 1179-nucleotide messenger RNA. RefSeq lists its product as uncharacterized. NCBI's taxonomy places the organism in Eukaryota, Viridiplantae, Streptophyta, Magnoliopsida, Ericales, Theaceae. The record is from RefSeq and is a predicted model, not a curated record.